UUUUAUGUAUGGCGGUCAGAGCAGAACGAACCUUCCUGGUUUCUCCGACUGCAAUUUAAACAAAAUCAAGAAGAAGAAACAUAGUUGCUUAUUCAAUGUUCCAACAUACAAUAUGAAUGCUCGGUGUGGUAAUGGAAUCAAAGAGAAUGACGAGGAAUGCGACUGUGGAACUCCAGAGAUGUGUAAGCAAAAGGACCCUUGUUGUCAACCCCACGACUGUCGUCUCAAGCCUUCAUCUCAGUGCAGCGACUUACACCACACGUGCUGUCAAGACUGUCAAUUUAAGAAACAAGGUUCCAUUUGUAGAAAAGUAAAGACUGAUUGUGAUGUUCCUGAACAUUGCCCGGGAGACUCGGGAGAUUGUCCUGGUGAUGCAACUUUAACGGAUGGUACACCAUGCAACAGUAAUUCGUACUGCUAUUCUGGAAACUGUGCAGAGACAAGGGAGAGACAGUGUCAGGAUCUCUGGGGAUCAGGAACGAAAGAUGCAGCCCAAGGUUGUUAUGAUAAGCUGAACACCGAAGCCAAAGGAUACGGAACGUGUGACCCAGGCUCCAACUCGUCUUGUGCWGCCGAAGACGUACUGUGCGGUCAAAUUCAAUGUUCUUCUUCAAGAAAGACACCAAAGGUUAAAUAUGGGAAAAGUUACAAAGCAAUUACUCUGGCUGAUUCUUCUAAAUGCAGCGCUGCAGUUCUUAAGACAACAGAUGAUGCCCUUGGUCAGGGAAUGGUGCAAGAUGGAACAARAUGCGGUCAUGAAAAGGUAUUSAUUAGUGAUAGCUAAAAUUCCUUAUYUUAUUAUUACAAUUCGCUUUUCUUCGUAUGCAUAGAAGAGUGAACUGGAACAAUUUUAAGUUCCAGUCAAACCA
Exaiptasia diaphana is the source of this 869-nucleotide messenger RNA. RefSeq names its product zinc metalloproteinase-disintegrin-like bothrojarin-1. NCBI's taxonomy places the organism in Eukaryota, Metazoa, Cnidaria, Anthozoa, Actiniaria, Aiptasiidae. The record is from RefSeq and is a predicted model, not a curated record. The coding region runs from base 5 to 784 and encodes 259 amino acids. Gene Ontology annotation, biological process: membrane protein ectodomain proteolysis. Gene Ontology annotation, molecular function: metalloendopeptidase activity. The transcript is spliced from 10 exons.